Orycteropus afer afer is the source of this 1862-nucleotide messenger RNA. RefSeq names its product potassium voltage-gated channel modifier subfamily V member 1 (gene KCNV1). The record is from RefSeq and is a predicted model, not a curated record. Gene Ontology annotation, molecular function: protein binding; voltage-gated potassium channel activity. NCBI's taxonomy places the organism in Eukaryota, Metazoa, Chordata, Mammalia, Tubulidentata, Orycteropodidae. Gene Ontology annotation, cellular component: voltage-gated potassium channel complex; membrane. Gene Ontology annotation, biological process: potassium ion transmembrane transport; protein homooligomerization.
CCGCAGCGCGCCCCGGGGCUGGCCUGGGCUGGGACCACACCUGCGCGCCUCCUCUGCGCGCCGCCCCUGCACUUGGCCGCAGGGCUCUCCCAGACCCCAAGGGGCAAGGGGGAAGCGAGCGCGGGGGGUGGGAAGAGGAGGAGGAAGCCGGUGGGAAGCACCCGCCAACUUUCCAUCCCGGGAAACCCCGGCUGCCGCCCGAGGCUGCGCCACCGCCCGCGCGGGACCCCGGCCCCGGCGCGCUCUCAACUUUGUGGUGCCCUCAGGCAGCGGCCACCGGGAUGGAUCUGCCUCUCUGCGGUCGGGAGCCGCCGGACUCGUCGCUGGACAGCGACUCCCUAGACUCGCUGGAGUCUAGCGUCUUCUGCAGCGAGGGCGAAGGGGAACCCUUGGCGCUCGGGGACUGCUUCACCGUUAACGUGGGCGGCAGCCGCUUCGUGCUCUCGCAGCAGGCGCUGUCCUGCUUCCCGCACACGCGCCUGGGCAAGCUAGCGGUGGUGGUGGCCUCCUGCCGCCGCCGGGGGGCCCUGGCCGCCGUGCCCAGCCCCCUGGACUUCUGCGAUGACGCCAACCCGGUGGACAACGAGUACUUCUUCGACCGCAGCUCGCAGGCGUUCCGCUACGUCCUGCACUACUACCGAACCGGCCGCCUGCACGUCAUGGAGCAGCUGUGCGCGAUCUCCUUCCUCCAGGAGAUCCAGUACUGGGGCAUCGACGAGCUCAGCAUCGACUCGUGCUGCAGGGACAGAUACUUCAGGAGAAAGGAGCUGAGUGAAACUUUAGACUUUAAGAAGGACACAGAAGACCAAGAGAGUCAGCAUGAGAGCGAACAGGACUUCUCCCAAGGACCUUGUCCUACUGUGCGCCAGAAGCUCUGGAAUAUCCUGGAGAAACCUGGGUCUUCCACGGCUGCCCGCAUCUUUGGGGUCAUCUCCAUCAUCUUUGUAGUAGUGUCCAUCAUCAACAUGGCCCUGAUGUCGUCUGAGCUAAGCUGGCUGGACUUGCAAUUACUGGAAAUCCUGGAGUACGUGUGCAUUAGCUGGUUCACCGGGGAGUUUGUCCUGCGCUUCCUGUGUGUGCGGGACAGGUGCCGCUUCCUGAGAAAAGUGCCCAACAUCAUAGACCUCCUUGCCAUCUUGCCCUUCUACAUCACCCUUCUGGUGGAGAGCCUGAGCGGAAGCCAGACCACCCAGGAGCUGGAAAACGUGGGGCGCAUAGUCCAGGUUCUGAGGCUGCUCAGAGCCCUCCGCAUGUUAAAGCUCGGCAGACAUUCCACAGGUUUACGUUCACUUGGAAUGACUAUUACCCAGUGUUAUGAAGAGGUCGGCCUACUGCUCCUAUUUCUGUCUGUGGGAAUUUCUAUAUUUUCAACUGUGGAGUAUUUUGCUGAGCAAAGCAUUCCUGAUACAACCUUCACAAGUGUCCCUUGUGCAUGGUGGUGGGCCACAACAUCCAUGACUACUGUGGGAUAUGGGGACAUUAGACCAGACACCACGACGGGCAAAAUCGUGGCUUUCAUGUGUAUAUUAUCUGGAAUCCUUGUCUUGGCCUUGCCUAUUGCUAUUAUUAACGACCGCUUCUCUGCUUGCUACUUCACCCUGAAACUCAGGGAAGCAGCGGUGAGACAGCGUGAAGCUCUGAAGAAGCUUACCAAGAAUAUAGCCACUGACUCAUAUAUCAGUGUUAACUUGAGAGAUGUCUACGCUCGAAGUAUCAUGGAGAUGCUUCGAUUAAAAGGUAGAGAAAGGGCAAGUACUAGGAGCAGCGGAGGAGAUGAUUUCUGGUUUUGAAUUCACUUUCAAUUUAUUUAUUAAGAGCUUAUGUAAAAUUAACUCCAUUGAUAAAGGCUUGAUAUGAUGUCU